Messenger RNA from Malurus melanocephalus (red-backed fairy wren), 391 nucleotides. RefSeq lists its product as uncharacterized. Lineage: Eukaryota; Metazoa; Chordata; Aves; Passeriformes; Maluridae. The transcript has a single exon. The annotation marks the transcript as partial. The record is from RefSeq and is a predicted model, not a curated record.
AUGGUACGGACGGGACGGGCCGGGCCGGGCUGGGGACCGGGGACAGGCGCCGGUGGCACCGGGGACUGCGACAGCGGCCGGGAUGGGACCGGGGACCGGCGGCACCUGGAGCGGGGAGCGGGGAUGGGGAGCAGAGGCGGCGGCGGCGGAGAACGGGGACGGAGGUGGCACCGGGGACAGCUGGGGACGGAGAUCGGUGACACCGGGGAUGGGAUCGGCAGCGGGGACCGGCGCUGGGGAUGGGGACCGGGGCGGCCGAGCCCCGACGGCGGCAGGAGCAUCACCGGGAACCGGAUGGGGACGGGCGGGGAGGGACGGGGAUGCGGUGGCGCGCGGACCGGGCUGUGGCAGUCCCGGAGACCGGGCUGUGGUGGCACCGGGGGCUGUGCCA